ACCUGACCCAAGCAAAGCAAAUAAUGAAGGAAUAGACAGUUGCGUCGUUACCAACCGACCGUUGACGUGCUAAAAAAAAAUAGCAUUCAGUGUACAAUUUCUCUAAAGAUUCAGAUACGCAAAGUCGGGAUAAUUACUUAUAAGAGAAACCGAUGUUGUUGAAGUGCACACGACGGUAAAACGUCACCACCGCGCAACAAUACAGUGUCUGCUGAUGACGUAGCUGUCCCGUCCUAUGUAUCCCUUGUAGGUUCGUUCAGGCUGCAGCGCGGGAACGAGAAGCAGUGCAAAUGUGAGGGUAGAAGUUUUCCGAAACAAAUUUAUCUAUUAAAACAGAGAGCCAUGGAUGCAUCUGAGGUAGAGUUCCUCGCCGAGAAAGAGAUGGUGACGAUAAUACCUAAUUUCAGUUUAGACAGGAUCUAUCUGAUCGGGGGUGACCUGGGUCCCUUCAACCCUGGGCUGCCUGUUGAUGUCCCUGUGUGGCUCGCCCUCAACCUGAAGCAGAGACAGAAGUGUAGGAUUGUUCCUCCUGCCUGGAUGGAUGUUGAGAAACUGGAGGAGAUACGCGAGCUUGAGAGGAAAGAGGACACCUUCACGCCUGUUCCCAGCCCUUACUACAUGGAGCUGACCAAACUGCUGCUGAACUAUGCGUCUGACAACAUCCCCAAAGCAGAUGAGAUCCGCACACUAGUCAAAGACAUCUGGGACACGCGUAUUGCCAAACUCCGUCUCUCUGCCGACAGCUUCAUCAGUCAGCUGGAGGCUCACGCCAAGCUGGACAACCUGACUCUGAUGGAGAUCAAUACCAUCCGAGCGUUCCUCCUGGACUCUCUUAACUGCAUGUACAAACUGCGUUCUAAUCUGCAGCCUGGUUCGAGCAAGGGACAGUUCAUGGACUAUUGAUCCACGAGAUCAAGGCCCUGCUGAACAGGUCUGGAUCUCGUCCCAAGAUAUAAAGCCUUGGACUGAGCAUCUGAUCGGCCUCUGACUGAGGCCUGUGCUCACUCACCAGGCUCUUCAAAAGACAGUUCUCUCAGAAAUCAUGUUCACAGGAUGCUGAGGUCUGUUUGAAGCUAACUGAUGUUUACUCAGCUUUUUUAAAGGCCUAUAUAUUUGAGUGAGACUUGAGUUAGCUCUGUACAUAGGAAAUGCAUCGAGGUUUCAUGUGUAUCUUCUGUUUGAAAUAUGUGUGUAUUUAAUUUAAUUUAGGAUGCUGGCUGUAGAUGAAAACUGCCUCCAUUUUUGUACAUGUCAGUGUCAAAUAAAUGUACUUGUGUGUAUUUCUAUGGUAUGUGAGUAUACUCUAUUAUAAAACAAGACAUUUAAAGAAGUCACUGAGGGCUUUGAUGUGCAUUUUUCCCCUUUGUGGAAAUUUAUUGAGGAAUAUUUCAACUUUAGAAUACAGGGAAAUUUAAACUGAGUGACACAAGGGAAACAUUUCUGAAAGUGAUGCUGCUGUAUUUAAAAUAAGUAAACAAAUUUUCAUUAUUUUUGGAAAUAAUAAUUUGUAAUUAUCUACUUCAGUUAAGACUAGGCCUGCAACUAACAAUUUGCUUCUUAGUCAAAUACUCUGUUGAUUGUUUUCUCAGUUAAUGUAUCAGUUGUUUGCUUGAUAAAAUG
Molecule: messenger RNA, 1620 nt
Organism: Epinephelus fuscoguttatus (brown-marbled grouper)
Lineage: Eukaryota; Metazoa; Chordata; Actinopteri; Perciformes; Serranidae
Gene: gins2
Product: GINS complex subunit 2
Exons: 5
Coding region: 343-903 (186 amino acids)
Biological process (GO): DNA replication; double-strand break repair via break-induced replication
Cellular component (GO): nucleus; GINS complex
Source: RefSeq, a predicted model, not a curated record